Molecule: messenger RNA, 1242 nt
Organism: Penicillium soppii
Lineage: Eukaryota; Fungi; Ascomycota; Eurotiomycetes; Eurotiales; Aspergillaceae
Exons: 5
Source: RefSeq, a predicted model, not a curated record
UUCCUAAUGUUUCCCCGGGGAUCUGGCUCACAGGAAUCAUUUUCACCACGCAGGAAUCAAUCAAACAUACCAAACUUAGACUCUUCGUCUAACAUCGGAAGUCCCUCUUCACUGAUUGACUCGGUGGAAACUAGAGGCUUUUCGCAAGACGUACUUCCUGGCUCAGGUUCCGAGUGGCCCGUACAGAGUGUUCCUUCUGCUGCGCAAGACCCUUCACAAUCCGCAACAGUAUAUGCACAUCCAGUCCCUAUACAUCAAUCAGCGACAGGUGUUUUAAACGCGAGCCAGCCUCAGUCCCUGCUGAGUCCAGAUUAUCCGGUUGGCGAGCCAAUCGGCCAACCCUCCACUGAGUACACAAAUUCCAUCAAACAGAAGGCUACCUCAGAAGAUCCACGCGGCCUUGGCGUCUCAUUGUACCCGAUGUCAGUGGCAUCAGAAGUAUAUUUUGCUGGCCCCAUGCAGCACAAUCCUCAUAAUUAUGCGUGGGCAAACCGGCCUUAUCAGCCUUUGCAACCACCAUCGGGCCACAUGAGCCCACCAUUUGUACCUUCACAUCAACCAUACUCAUCACCAGGUUAUUCAAUGGGCUACCCCGGGCAGACAAGCGAAUCUCUGUCCGUAUAUCAGCAGCAAGAACCGCAAAUACCAUCCUCCUAUCUUACAGAAUCGGGAAAUCUUGCCCGCCACAGCCAACCCCGAAGUCCAUCUUUCACUCGACCCUUUCAACCUCCAAAUAUCCAGAUUCCCACCCCAUUACCCGUGCAGCCACUCAUGACUUCGUUUGUCGCAUCAUCCCGUAUUUCAGUGCCUGGAAGGCCCAAUGACCCCAAAGCUGACCAGCUGCACAGUCCCCCUCCAUAUAUGAUGAACCAUUCCGGUUAUCAGUUUCCCGAUUCACCAGCAAUUCAAUCGCAUCCCACACCCAACAGCUCUCAGCCACCGUCGAUGAUCGCCCCUGAACCAAUAUACUCCUCGCCAGAAACUUCUGCCACUACAGAUACAGAGCACCCGGUCCGAGUUCUCAAUUCCCGUCCGCGGCCACAAUGUUGGGAACACGGCUGCAAUGGUCGUGAGUUCUCGACAUUCAGCAAUCUUCUUCGGCACCAGCGCGAGAAGUCAGGAGUGGUUGCAAAAGCCGAAUGCCCUGUUUGCGGGGCCGUGUUUACACGCACGACAGCUCGCAACAUUCAUGUUGCGCAAGGCAAGUGCAAAGGUGCAGGCAGAGAAUCAUCUGUUGAAUAG